AUCACGAGUCCACCGCUGCUACAAUUUAUAUAUCAGUAUAAUAUAUAUAUAUACAUAUAUGCGCGCUGAACGCGGCUGCAAAGUUAUAGCCAAAAUCUAGGUGAGGGAGGCAAGCGGGGUGCACGAGACCGACAGCACUGAGCAGUAGCGCGCAAACCUACAGAGACGAAACUAACACGAGGGGAACGUAUAUAGAUUGCUCGUAAGAGUCUAGCUUCAGUUCGGCAGCAGUUCUCUGGUGGCCGGUUCAAGAAGGACUGCCACUCGGAGCGCAAAUAAACCCGAAAAUCCCGUAUACAUUGCACCGAUCCGAUCAUAUUUGCAGACACGGCCACGCAUUGAUUUAGCAUCAUGUCUUACUGCGUUCGCAUUGUGCAAGCUCAGAAAGUAGCAAAUUUUGCUGCUGAAGUUCAGCAAAGAUGUUUCAGCACCAGUCCACUGGCUUUUGCUGCUGCAAAGGUGGCAAUGUCCAAAUUUGACAAAACAGCUUAUCUUCCAUAUGACAAGCUUGAAGAUAAUUUGAAAAUUGUAAAAAAAAGGCUUGAUCGACCCUUGACGCUUUCAGAGAAAGUUUUGUAUGCCCAUAUAGAUGAACCCCAUAAACAGGAUGUUGUUAGAGGUACAAGCUAUUUACGUUUGCGACCUGACAGAGUCGCCAUGCAGGAUGCUACAGCUCAAAUGGCUAUGCUCCAAUUUAUCAGCUCAGGACUACCAAGAGUUGCUGUUCCAUCAACCAUCCACUGCGAUCACUUGAUUGAAGCCCAAGUUGGCGGAGAACAAGAUUUAAAAAGAGCAAAAGAUUUGAAUAAAGAAGUUUACAACUUCCUUAAAACAGCUGGUGCCAAGUAUGGUGUAGGUUUUUGGAAUCCUGGUUCUGGAAUCAUUCACCAAAUUAUUUUGGAAAAUUAUGCUUUUCCUGGACUCUUGAUGAUUGGUACUGAUUCGCAUACACCAAACGGUGGUGGACUUGGUUGCUUGUGCAUUGGUGUUGGAGGUGCUGAUGCUGUAGAUGUUAUGGCUGAUAUUCCUUGGGAAUUAAAAUGCCCUAAAGUCAUUGGAGUCAAGCUUACAGGUGAACUCAAAGGGUGGACUAGUCCUAAGGACAUUAUUCUUAAACUUGCUGGAAUUUUAACAGUGAAAGGUGGUACUGGGGCUAUUGUUGAAUACUUUGGCCCUGGUGUUGAUAGCAUUAGCUGUACUGGUAUGGCUACCAUCUGUAAUAUGGGAGCGGAAAUUGGUGCUACAACAUCAAUUUUUCCAUACAAUGACCGUAUGAAGGAUUAUCUCAAGUCCACUCAGCGAGGUGAUAUUGCUUCUGCUGCCGAUUCCGUCAAAGGAUCCCUUUUAACUGCUGAUAGUAAUGCCAAAUACGACCAAAUUGUUGAAAUUGAUCUCUCGACCCUUGAACCUCAUGUUAAUGGACCAUUCACGCCUGAUCUUGCUAAUCCUAUUUCACAAUUGGGUGCUAAUGCUCAAAAGAACGGCUGGCCUAAUGAAAUCAAAGUCGGUCUUAUCGGUUCUUGCACCAACAGCUCGUAUGAGGACAUGGGUCGUUGCGCUAGUAUCGCCAGACAAGCUAUGAAGCAUGGCCUUAAAGCAAAAUCUACCUUCAAUGUAACUCCUGGCUCCGAACAAAUUCGUGCAACUAUCGAACGUGAUGGAAUCGCUAAAACUUUACGCGAUUUCGGAGGUAUUGUCCUCGCCAAUGCUUGUGGCCCUUGCAUCGGUCAAUGGGAUCGUCAAGACAUCAAGAAGGGAGACAAAAAUACCAUCGUAACUUCUUACAACAGAAACUUCACCGGGCGUAACGACGCAAAUCCCGCUACUCAUGCCUUCGUUACCAGUCCCGAGCUCGUAACAGCUUUAUCAAUUGCUGGACGUCUCGAUUUCAAUCCUGCCAAGGACAAGUUAAAGGGUGCCGAUGGCAAGGAAUUCUUGUUAGACAGCCCAUAUGGCGAUGAGCUGCCGAGCAAAGGUUUCGAUCCUGGUAUGGAUACCUACGAUGCUCCACCCAGCGAUGGAAGCAAGGUGAAAGUAGAUGUCGACCCAAAAUCGCAGCGUUUGCAGUUGUUGGAUCCAUUCAAUAAAUGGGACGGUAAAGAUCUUACCGAUAUGACUGUACUGAUCAAAGUUAAAGGAAAAUGUACGACCGAUCACAUCUCGGCUGCUGGCCCAUGGCUCAAAUACCGUGGUCAUCUUGACAAUAUUUCUAACAACAUGUUCAUUGGUGCCACCAAUUCUGAGAACGGAGAAAUGAAUAAAAUCAAAAAUCAACUGACUGGCGAAUGGGGUGGUGUACCAGAUGUAGCUCGUCAUUACAAAAAGAACGGAGUUGAAUGGGUAGCCGUCGGUGAUGAAAACUACGGUGAGGGUUCAUCUCGGGAACACGCCGCCUUGGAGCCACGUCAUCUUGGUGGUCGCGCUAUCAUCGUUAAGAGCUUUGCUCGUAUUCAUGAAACAAAUCUUAAGAAGCAGGGUCUUCUGCCACUUACUUUUGCCAAUCCUUCUGAUUACGAUAAAAUUCAUCCAACUGACAAGAUCAGUUUACUUGGACUCAAAGAUCUCGCCCCUGGAAAGCCUGUCAAGUGCGAAAUUAAACACGCUGAUGGAAAAGUAGAUACCAUCACACUAAAUCACACCAUGAAUGAACAACAGAUUACGUGGUUCAAGGCAGGUUCUGCACUUAACCGAAUGAAAGAAAUUGCUGCUGGCAAGUAAAGCUCGCGCCUUUCGCGAUUCAACAAGAAAAUGUCACAGUGAAAUGGUCACGUUUCUGCAGCUAGUUCAUAUGCUUAGUACAUGAAAUUUUAGACAAGAAAAAUUCUUCAGUGUAGCUGCAAUUCUGCGAUCUUGAGAUGCACACCUCAAACAUCAAUGGUAAAAAAAAUAAACUCCGAUCGUGAAAUAGCAACUGAACACAAAUUGAUGAUAAUAAUAAUCGUUAGUUAAAUAAUAUUGUUAUUUCUAGUAAUUUGAUAAUAUUUACGAAGCAAUGCAAGAAAUGUUACGCAGUGGCUUUCAAGUGAACGAUAGGUGUAUUUGUUAUUUUUUAAGAGCGGCUACAAAAAAUGAAAGAUUUAAACAAUUUUAUCAUGUUCGUACCGAAUGUUACAUUAUUACACUAGUAUUUAUAAAAAAUCUUUGAUAACUCCUGGCAAAAAAGGACAACAUCAACAGCUAAACUCUGACGAUAAAACUACCAAAGACACUUUCACGGGUCGGUAAAACAUGACAUUUAAUGAUUAUGUUUUAAAAAGCAGCAACGAUUAAAGCGAUUAAUAUCAUGUAUCAAAAAUGAAAAUGCUCGAAAAAUAUCUCACGACAAAGAUUCUAACGAUAAAAUCUAGCAUGCUAACAGUACAAGUUUUCAAGAAUGAUUUCUUUUCAUUAUAUUCUAUGCAAUCUAUUAUAAUUUUUUCCGUUGAAUCGAUACUAUUUUGUUUUGAAGUACUUUAUAAAAAGAAACAUAGAUGUGGUUUGAUUGUAGCUCUUCUUCCGCUUGAAUUCAAUGAAAAGACGUGUACGCCCCAAGUUGAUGGUUGAGCAACUUCAAGCCAUAUCUAGAAUCUUUUUAAUUAAUUGUACAUAUAUAUUUUUAAACCAUACCAAUUGUGCUUGAAAUCAAUAGAAAAAUAUCGUGGCUGUACAUGAAAAAUACCUCCAAUUUUGAUUAAAGAGCUCGGUACUGCAGUAUUCCUUCGAGAUCUAUUUUAUGUGAUUACAUUAUACUUUGUUUUAUAUAAGAGUAAUAUAAAAAUGCGUGUUGAGCGUCGGGUGUGUGCACGUCAAUAGCCUCUCACGAUUGUAAUCGAACGAUCGAAUCAUUGUCAUUUAUUUGUGAUUGUAUAAAAGAUGAAAUAAAAACUAGUUGAAAAAAAAUAAAAAA
Molecule: messenger RNA, 3886 nt
Organism: Trichogramma pretiosum
Lineage: Eukaryota; Metazoa; Arthropoda; Insecta; Hymenoptera; Trichogrammatidae
Product: aconitate hydratase, mitochondrial-like
Exons: 10
Coding region: 352-2718 (788 amino acids)
Biological process (GO): tricarboxylic acid cycle
Cellular component (GO): cytosol; mitochondrion
Molecular function (GO): aconitate hydratase activity; 4 iron, 4 sulfur cluster binding
Source: RefSeq, a predicted model, not a curated record